GCCGCCGAGAGGAGUGUGUUGGAAGCAGCUUCUUCCGAGGUCUCGCGCUGUCUUUCUCAAGACAAGGAAACUGUCAGGCAUAAUGUCGACCUUUUACGACCUCACAGCCAAAAGCCUCAAUGGAGACACGCUUAGUUUCUCGUCUCUGAAAGGCAAAGUAGUCCUCAUUGAGAAUGUGGCGUCCCUCUGAGGUACGACCACCAGGGAUUACACCCAGAUGAACGAGCUCCACGAACGGUACGCCAGCAAGGGGCUCGUGAUCCUGGGAGUGCCCUGCAACCAGUUCGGCCACCAGGAGAACUGCAAGAAUGAGGAAAUCCUGCAGUCUCUGAAGUACGUCCGUCCUGGAAAUGGCUUCGAGCCGAAGUUCCCGCUCCUUGAGAAGGUGGACGUGAACGGGAAAGACGCCCACCCCCUGUUUGUGUUCCUGAGGGAGAAGCUCCCCGCCCCCAGCGACGACCCCUCGUCCCUGAUCACCGACCCCAAGCUGAUCAUCUGGAGCCCGGUGUGCAGGAACGACGUGGCCUGGAACUUCGAGAAGUUCCUCGUCGGCUCGGACGGAGUCCCGUUCAAGCGCUACAGCCGGAGGUUCCUGACCAGCGACAUCGAUGGAGACAUCAAGACGCUCCUCGCCCAGGCCAAAUAACCCAGACGGCUUCCUCUCUGCACUAUUCGUCCACAGCUUUGCUACGUACCGUCCAACACUUCCCACGCUGCCUGUGCUCUCCUGCUCCUGAUGGCUGUUUUCCUCUCUUUUUACUGUGUGAAGACCUGCUCUGAAACCAAACUGUGAGGAGUUGGUCUGAUGAAAUGUGAAAAGGAAGGACGUUCUCGGUUCAACGGGUGCACGUAAAGCACAGCUGGUGUGAGGAAAGAUGAGGUCCAAUAAAUGUUUUUAUCACA
Salarias fasciatus (jewelled blenny) is the source of this 903-nucleotide messenger RNA. RefSeq names its product glutathione peroxidase 1b (gene gpx1b). Gene Ontology annotation, cellular component: mitochondrion; cytosol. The transcript has 2 exons. Gene Ontology annotation, biological process: response to hydrogen peroxide; glutathione metabolic process; response to selenium ion. The record is from RefSeq and is a predicted model, not a curated record. Lineage: Eukaryota; Metazoa; Chordata; Actinopteri; Blenniiformes; Blenniidae. Gene Ontology annotation, molecular function: glutathione peroxidase activity.